UAUGAGCUAAUAUAUUACUAUGGUGUUCAGUCGCACUUCCGCUAUUUACCAUAUUUGGUGAACAACAAUGUAGCAAAUUUCCAUAUUUGUCAUAUUGUCAAAGUCUAUAAACGGAAGUAAACCUGCUCAGGCGAAGGCGCGAAAUGUUUUGCGGUGGUCCACUAUGAUAAAUUAAAAUGUUAGAGUAUUGGCGCUCGUUUCAGAUUUUCCUUUAAUUUGUGGCAGAUGUUAGUGGAUAUCCGACAAUACAAUGCGUAUGCUGCGUAGACAUAAUUUCGUGACAGACAACAGAUGACAUUUUACUGAGCCUGACAUCUUAGUUCUUGUAAAUGGAGGCUAAGGAGUGGUUUGAUAACUUUUGCCAGCAAGUAGAAUUGGAGGAAAAAUGCAAAGAGAAGGCCUGGAAUGUUUGGGAGUCUGUUUCUUUAAAAAUUCAAGAAACAUCAAAGAAUACUUUAAUUCCAUGGUUUAUAUGUGCCAUUUACGUUACAAAUUGUGACACCAGAUUCAAUAGUGCUCAACAGUCUGCUACUAAAAGUAGCUGUUCAUUGAGCAAGCUAUUGAGGGAAGCUAAAAUAAGUAUGGUAGAAUUCUUCAAGGUGGUGAAACAGUUCAGUUCAGUUUGGAAAGUUGGUUCUCCUGUUACUGAUCACCUUACUGAAGUAAAGAAAACAUUUUGUAUAUCUGCUGCCCUGUUCCACAAGUUUCAAAGAGUAAUGCCUGUGGUUUUCAGGGGUUGUCAAGACUUAUGUGACAGUGAAGAGAGAAGGGAAACAUUAAGUAAAACAUGCUGGCUUUUAUAUCUUGUCUACAAAGGCUGGAAUUCUAACCAGGUGAAAGAACUGAUGACAGCAUUCAAUCUCUUGUUGUGUUGUGUGGAUUAUGUACACAAUAAAUUUGUGCAGCAGCUACAGACAGGGGAAGAUCUCUCAGGGACAAAUAUUCAAGAAAGUGUGCACGAUGGAAUUCUUCCCAAUCUAUGUGAGGAAUUGACUGUACCUCUUUCAAAUGUUGCCUUAAUCUAUUCACAGCACUUUAAACCAUUUUUGGAGAAGUUUUUUGAGGUUCAAGGAAAUGCAAGGAACUUGGUGAAAAUUGGUGAUUUAAAUUCUAUAUAUGAGGAAGUCUACACAAGAUCUGGAGAUGUUGAUGAGAGGGACUUCUUUGACAAAAAUGGCUAUUUGUGGAUUCCUUUCAAUCAAGAAGCCAGCAAAGUGGAACAUGAAAGUGCUGGAACUCUAAAUGGUGGAACUCCGUGUACCAAUACUUCUCUCCAUGAUGAAUUUCAACCUGUUUUGGAUUCCUCAAAAGCUGAUUCAGAACUAAGCAGAAAUUCCUUCCCACAAAGCUCAUCGUCACUCACUGACUUAAGAACGACACUUGAAGAAAGGAGUCAUCUGCCAGGUCAAGAACUGAUAAGGUUCUGGGGAUCUUGCCGAAGAAAUCCUUUGAGUCUCAUACAAGCCAAAUUAACAUCCAUUCAGGACUGUUUCCUGAAAGGAUUUGAUGACACAGCAGUUUGUGAAGGGGACAGUAAUAUUUCAAUUCAGAUUUUUGUCCUGGCUAAGAAACUUUAUUAUAGAGUAAUGGAGGCUAUGCUGUUAGCAGAAGAGAAAAGAUUAUCUUGUAGUGAUUUCAGUGCUUUACUGAAUAGUGAAGCAUUCCAUGUUUCCCUUUUGGCCUGUUCUCUUGAAGUUGUUAUGGCGGACAAAGGAUUGUCAUGGCCAACUUUAGCAUUUCCUUGGAUUCUCGGCAUUUUGAAGUUGGAGGCAUUUGAUUUUUUCAAGGUCACUGAAAGUUUCAUUCUUCAUGAGCCACUUCUUAAUAGCAGUUUAAUUAAGCAUAUAAAUCGAAUAGAGGAACAAGUGCUGGAGAAUUUGGCAUGGAAACUGGGUUCACCUUUGUUAAAAGCAAUGGAAAUCUAUCAUCCCCACUCUGACCCAGGAGCAGUAGGCUCUGUUCAGCAGCAAAAGAAGUCGCAGCCUCUAGAUUUGUUCUUGAGAAGAGUAAACCAGCUGGCCUACCAUCGUUUAACAACGCUUUGUAAUAAACUUGACAUCAGUGACACGCUGGUUGGUCACAUGUGGACAUGCUUGGAACAGUCACUUAAAUUGCAGUGGCAGUUGAUGGUUGACCGUCACUUGGACCAGAUGUUUUUGUGUGCAGUGUACGCCAUUUCUAAAGUAGUCGGAAAGGAAAUUCAAUUUAAACAGAUUGUCACUGUCUACAAACGAUUGCCAUUUUCAUCGGCACAGGUGUACAAAGGAACGUCCUGCAGAGAACAACAAUCAAUCAUUGAAUUCUACAACAAGGUGUACAUGGUGACAAUGAAGUCCACCAUUCUUCAAUUUGCACCAAACAAGAAUCCUCCUGUUUCACCUGCUCCAAGAAGCGCAGUAAGGGUUCCAGGGAAGAAGAAUUUUUAUUUAUCUCCUUUACGAAGCUCUCCAGGCGAAACUUUAACUCCAAAAUCAAGGUCAUCGUUCAGCUUCGGGGAGUCUCCAGGGUCCGCUGACCGUGAGAGCCUCUCAAGAAUCAAUGCCUCCGUACGAGCAGCAGUACACAGUCAACCUAAGGUACCACAGAAGAGACUGCGCUUUGACGACUGUGACCAAACUGAACCAGGCCCUGUCCUCACGAACGGCCACUCGACAGAAAAGGAGACUGGGUCACAUUUGAAUGGAACGAGGGGUUCGAAAGAAGAGGAGGAGAAAGAGGAUGAAAGUUAAAAAAUGGGAAUAUCGGAUGGAGGGAUGGAGGUACUUCCCGGAAUUCUUGUUGAGGCUGUACCGCUCGAAUCUCCUCUUGAGACUUCACCUUGCUGAGUGAAGUGAACAUAUUGCUUAAGAAUUUUCAAUGAUUUAUUUGCUGUAAAAGUACAUUCAAAUACUGAAAGUGUUCCAGCCACGAACUCGUAGACCUGAGCGAGCUGCCUCAUUCUGGCGUAAUACAUCAUCCACGUAAUUUCUUCAAUAUGUCGCACCUGUUUAAAUUCUCUUUCCUCUCUGGAUUUCAAAAGGGGUGGAGAGGGGAAGCACAUACCUACACAGUUUUAAAGGGGAGUAUCCUUUAUUGGGGGGGGGGGGGUGAGUUCGUAACAAAGAAUUCCCUCAUAUGAACUAUCGUGUCUUGAUUUACGUAGGUUUGAACGUAUUUAUCAUUGAAUUCAGUUUCAUUGCUUGUUUUUUCGGCUCACAGAGUGCUAUGUGUAAGUGUUUUAAAGGAAUUUUCCACUCACAUAAACAGAUGUCUUUUCCUAUGAUUAGAAGAUUGAUGUCUUUCAUUGGUAGGGACAGAAAACAGGCCAUGUUAGCCAGGCCAGGGGAGGCCAUGUUAGCCAGGGAAGAAUCCUUCAAUAAGUUUUAUUGUUGAUUGUUCACAGACGUUUAAAGUAAUCAUCGAGGCAUUUCGUUAUGUCAGUAAUUUCAUUUCUUAGAGAUUCUGCUGUGAAGAUUUCAUUUGCCUAAUUAGGAGAUUGAAAGACUUAACCCUGAAACAUGCAAAAAUGACGAUCCAUUUGUAAAAAGCCUGAACAAUCCUACAUAGCGACCAGUUGCGAGACAUUUUCUUGGUAUUUAAAGUGAUUGGAUUUUAAUGAGCUGAACUUUACUAGGAUGGACUAUUUUGCUAGUAUGAUUGAUGAUGUAAAGUUAACUGCUGCAUACCUGAAUCAGUGCGUUGAAAAAGCGAUCAGGAAUUACAGACCGCUUGAAGUUCCAAUUUAGAUUUCUAUUCUAAUUUUGGCCCGGAAUUUUGGCCCGGAAUUUUGGCAAGACUUCAAGUCACGUUUUGUUUUGAACGAGGUGAAUUCACAAAUUAUCUCGAAAACAUUUUAAUCAACCCACAUCUUACAUGAGUAGAUAACACGUUGAAUAACAGAUGUAAAAGAGGUGAGCUUCAUUAUGGAAUAUCUAAUGUAUUUAUACGUGGCCACAAGUAUUUAAUCGUAGACUAAAUUGGUCAUGUUGCCUUUAAAAAAAUCCUCCAAUUAUAUAUUAUUUAUUAUCACAUCCUGUUGCAUUCAUAUAUAUCCUGUGCAGCAUAUCCUGUUUUGUUCAUAAGUCGCUUCGGUUGAACACUCACGAAAUCUACCUAGAGCAGUUGCCCGUCACGUACCAUGUGCAAUCGGCUUUCAAGGUUAAUAUCAGUAUGCUAAGUCCAUCACUGAAUCACUUGCACGUAAUCACUUGCACGUAAUCACUAGGUGAAAGCUAUGGCGUCAGAGAAAAAAAAAAAAAAAACGAGGCAAACGCAAGGAUAUUCGGGACAUGAGGUGAGCCGGCCCUAAAAUAACUUUUCCUGGGCAGUUGUUACACUUGCAUCUUUUUCUUUUAACGUCUGGUAUGUGUCCAGCUCAAAACACGCCUGAAGGCGCCCAACCCUUUUAAUGCAGUUAGCCAGUGCUGAUAUUUUGAUCUUAUCUCACAAUUGAAAAUAAGCGGAGAAUGAUAUAAAAAAAAAACGGAAUGAAAAAGGAAAAAAAAAAAGCCGGCUAAGAAUCGUUUGGCCUCCCGCAAAGUGUCAUCGAUUCUUUUUAAAAUUUGAAUUCGUCCGUCCGUAUCAAGGCGCUUGUUUUUAAAGCGUAUUGUAGAAGAUCCACGGGAGGAACCCACCGGCGCACGCGUAAGAGGGAAAAA
Messenger RNA from Stylophora pistillata, 4637 nucleotides. Its product is annotated as retinoblastoma-associated protein. NCBI's taxonomy places the organism in Eukaryota, Metazoa, Cnidaria, Anthozoa, Scleractinia, Pocilloporidae. The record is from RefSeq and is a predicted model, not a curated record. Gene Ontology annotation, cellular component: Rb-E2F complex; chromatin; nucleus. Gene Ontology annotation, molecular function: RNA polymerase II transcription regulatory region sequence-specific DNA binding. Gene Ontology annotation, biological process: cell morphogenesis involved in neuron differentiation; cell differentiation; regulation of transcription by RNA polymerase II.